UCUUAACAGUGUUCCCAAAUUAAAUGGAUUUUGACUUUAAAAUGAGAACAUCUAAUGAACGAGCUAAAGUUGAAGAUUUGUUUGAAUAUGAAGGCUGUAAAGUUGGAAGAGGAACUUAUGGUCAUGUCUAUAAAGCAAGAAGAAAAGAUGGGUUAGCAUAUAAUAAUAAAAAGUCUGAUCCAAAAGACUAUGCAUUAAAGCAGAUUGAAGGCACUGGAAUAGCCAUGUCUGCAUGCCGUGAAAUAGCUCUUCUUAGAGGACGUAAGCAUCCUAAUGUGAUAAUUCUUCAAAGAGUGUUUCUAUCUCACACUGAUAGAAAAGUCUUUUUGUUGUUCGAUUAUGCAGAACAUGAUUUAUGGCAUAUCAUAAAAUUUCACAGAGCUGCCAAAGCAAAUAAAAAGGCUGUAAUGGUGCCAAAAGGAAUGGUUAAGUCUCUAUUAUAUCAAAUUUUAGAUGGAAUUCAUUAUUUACAUUCCAACUGGGUCUUACAUAGGGAUCUAAAACCUGCAAAUAUUCUAGUUAUGGGUGAAGGUCCUGAGCGUGGUAGAGUAAAACUAGCUGACAUAGGUUUUGUUAGGUUAUUCAAUUAGCCUUUAAAGCCCUUAGCUGAUCUGGACCAUGUUGUAGUAACAUUUUGGUAUCGAGCACCUGAAUUACUUUUGGGAGCUAGACAUUAUACUAAAGCUAUAGGACAUGUUGUAUUGGUCUUUGUGAGGAGACAUGGCAUUGACUUCAUCAAAAUUUUCUGAUACACCACUAGUUCUGUACAUGUUGUAUUGGUCUUUGUGAAGAGACAUGGCAUUGACUUCAUC
Molecule: messenger RNA, 812 nt
Organism: Parasteatoda tepidariorum (common house spider)
Lineage: Eukaryota; Metazoa; Arthropoda; Arachnida; Araneae; Theridiidae
Product: cyclin-dependent kinase 8
Biological process (GO): protein phosphorylation
Cellular component (GO): nucleus
Molecular function (GO): ATP binding; protein serine/threonine kinase activity
Source: RefSeq, a predicted model, not a curated record